AUGUCGGAAUCGUACGAGCGCGAGCGACAAAAUAACGCCCGCCUAGAUGAGCUCUCGGCCAAAGUGUCGGCGCUGCGCGGCGUGACGAUCGACAUCUACGACAGCGCGCGGUCACACGAAGUGAUUGAGUCUACGUCCGAGACCUUCUCCACCAUGGGCACGCAGCUCAAAGGCUCCGCAACGCGCCUGGGGCGCAUGGCCGCGGCGGGGAACAAAGUCGCCGUGCUGAAGCUGUCCGGCAUCCUGAUCGUAAUCAUUAUCAUGUACUAUAUUUGCUGCUGCGACUGCUACUAA
Messenger RNA from Lasiosphaeria miniovina, 294 nucleotides. RefSeq lists its product as uncharacterized. Bases 1 to 294 code for a protein of 97 amino acids. Gene Ontology annotation, biological process: intra-Golgi vesicle-mediated transport. The record is from RefSeq and is a predicted model, not a curated record. The transcript is spliced from 3 exons. Lineage: Eukaryota; Fungi; Ascomycota; Sordariomycetes; Sordariales; Lasiosphaeriaceae.